This is a messenger RNA of Penicillium samsonianum, 792 nucleotides long. RefSeq lists its product as uncharacterized. The record is from RefSeq and is a predicted model, not a curated record. The transcript has 2 exons. NCBI's taxonomy places the organism in Eukaryota, Fungi, Ascomycota, Eurotiomycetes, Eurotiales, Aspergillaceae. Bases 1 to 792 code for a protein of 263 amino acids.
AUGGCUUUCAAUCUGAGCCUCGGGUCCCUAGCCCUGUUGAUGGUAUUGCUACAAACUGUAUCGGCUCAGUUCUGCUCGUUCUGGAAUAAUGGAUGCAUCGACUCGCUCGCUCAAACUGCAAUUCGCUUCGACCUCAAACCUCUCUUCCCGGACCCCGUCACGCUCUACUACGGCUUCGAUGCCAGUUCCUCCGGCAAGGGCCAAGGGCCCAUGACCAAGACAGCGUUUUGGCUGGGAUAUCAAAAUAAAAAUAUCAACGUGAAUGCUGUCGACUCGAAUCGCACCUCGGAAAUCGGUCUCAGGAUAGGCAAUUUGACCGGUACCCCUUCCGGGGCGAACAAUGGAUGCGAUGGGAUUUGGGGGGAUAAAUGUUCCCGUGAUCUUAAGAGUGCCCUACAGAAUGGGAUGUAUCGUCUUGCUGUGUCGGGCGAGUACUAUUCCAAGCCUCUUGAGGUCGUUCUCAACAAGAUGUUGACCAAGCCGCCCCCACUUCCUGAGUGCCCGCCGCCCACUCUUGACGUCGCGGCUAUUCCAGUCCAAGAUUUCGCCAGGGAACGUGUCCCCGAUAAGAACGUCACUAUCAUGCCACCUGGCUCGGGCGCUUGGCCUUGGCAGGUCUGGUACCUUGACAACAUGAAUGCCCACAACCAAGCUUCCCAGGUGGCAGUUGGCAUCAUCAGUCGCGCGCCUUCUUAUAAUAGUGUACCACCGGACCGCCCGGAUGAUAUCAUGGUUGAACUUGUCUGUGUGCAGGCUCCUUCUAGUGGAUCUUCCAAGAGCACUCACGAUUAA